CGUGCACCGCGAGGGGGGAGAGGAGGGCGAGCGGCGGCGGCCGCCCUUCCUCUUCCUCCUCCUCCUCUUCCUCCUCCUUCUCCUCCUCCUCCUGCUCGGGCCCGGGAUGCGGCUGAAGCUGUGCGGGGUGGCCGGCGGGCGGCUGGGGAUGCUGGCGGGGCUGGGCCGGAGCGGGGCGGGCGCCCUGCCGCUGCCCGGCUGCCUGCUGUACACGCGGUGCGGCUCCGCGCCGCACCUCACCUGCGACACCCUCGGGGAGGUCGCCGGGGUCCCCCCCGUGGCACAGCUCACCCUGUCCUUCAUGGCGGAGCUCCACGAGGUGCUGGAAGAGUACAGGGAAGGAGCGGCCAAGUUUGUAGGUAUGCCAGACACGGCCAUGUACUGCUCCCUUCAUGACCCAGUCACUCCUUGUCCAUCUGGCUACAACACUAACAAGGCAGUGUCCGUGUGGGGUUCCUCGGGGCGCAUGGAAAUAACAGCUUCCAAGUUCAUGGACAUACAGCGGGCUAUCCAGCCAGACUGGUUCCAGUGCAUCUCUGACGGAGACACCAUUUCUGGGGAAGUUAGUAGGAAAAGGGCCAAGAAGUCUGUGGAUAGGUCGCUUUCCUUCCUGGAUGAAUGCCUUCAGCUGCUGGAGAAAUCACCGGAACUACAAGGAAGUGUAAUGUUUGGGGCAAUUGAAGGUGGAGAUAUCUUGGAAGAGAGGAUCAGAUCAGCCAGGGAGACUGCCAAGCGACCUGUGGGAGGCUUUCUGCUAGAUGGCUUCCAGGGAUCUGCCAUGGCCAAGGAGACCAAGUUGAAACUGAUAGCUUCUGUCACAGCAGAGCUGCCAGAGGAUAAACCAAGAAUCAUCCAUGGCGUGGGCAAACCAGAUGAGGUGCUUGAGUGCAUUGAAAGGGGCGUGGACAUCUUUGAGAGCUUCUUUCCCUUCCAAGUGACAGAGCGAGGCUGUGCCUUGGUGUUUGGCUAUGAUUGCCAUCCAGAUCCUGAAGCAGCAGCAGUUUUAGAACAAAAUGGGGCCCAGGAGAAAAAUGGCGCUGAAGAAGACCAGGAUGAAAUCGCCAAAGCUGACCCAGAAAUGACGCCAUUUGAGAUAUUUCUGAAGGACAAAAGAUACCAGGACGAUUUUGGUCCUUUGCUGGAAGGGUGCACCUGCUACUGCUGUCAGAGGCACACUCGUGCCUACCUCCAUCACCUCCUCGUGACCAAUGAGCUGCUGGCUGGUGUCCUGCUCAUGAUGCACAACUUCCAGCACUACUUCAGCUUCUUCGGUGCCAUACGGGAUGCCUUAAGAGACAAUAAACUGGAUCAGCUGAAAAAGUUCAUCUUCAGUCAGUCACUUCAAGGCCCACCAAAUGCAAGGACGGGCCAGUGAGUUCAGAGAAGACAGAGGAGGUUGCAGCUUACAUCCUUACCCAGUGGGACCACGUAAACUGGACUGCUAGGACCUGGACCUGUUAGGCAGUAAAAUGCCUACCUUCCUGGAGAGAAUUUAAAGGGGUGCUUGAAGAUCUUGCUUCUAGGUGGAGAGAAAGAUGUUAUUCACUUGUCCCUUUCAGUUAACUGGCUUGGUGCAUUCUCAGGUUACAGGAGAGCUUGAACGCCUCACAGGACCAGUAUGGAUAGCUUUGUUUUCAGUUAUUCAGGGGUGGUUUUCCAUGUGGAAGAACUCCAUAUGGAAGGUCAGCAUCCAUUUGGGACUCUUACCCCUCUCCCCCAGAAAAUGCCAGUGGUGUGGUUGUCCCAUCAUGCAGGCCCUUGAUGGGAGGGAGAUCCUGCCUCAGUCUAGUACACGGCUCCUUGUGGCUGCUGCCAGCAUCGGUGUCCCUGAGAAGAACUGACUGGAAGUGCCGCUGUAUUCAGUGGCACAAAGGGACUGGGCACGUACUUCUGUCCCACUGCCUGCAGUGCAGAAUGUUCUCUGGGCCAAGGGGCCUUCUGCUUCAGCCUGGCCUGGAAAACCCCUGCCUCAGGAGUCCUAGGCUGUGGCAUGAGAGCCAUAGAGAAGAGCAAGUGUUGAAUCCAUGUUCUGCUGUAGAGGUUUUGUGUAUCCUUUCACCUGUAUGUGGGAUGGAGAUGUGGAAAGGACAUAUCACAAGAAAAGACAAUUAGAUGAGAUUCCAGUUGUUCCUUAUUUUAAAACACUUAUUUUUAAAAGUAUUAAAAGUAUGCUCCUUAUUUUAAAUUGUUAUGUCAUGUUCCUUUUAUUCAGUUCUUUUAUGCCCCUUACUUUGAAAUUGUGGAUUUAUUCAUUUUGUAUGACAAAGCAACAAUAAAAAUUUUUUAUUCAUUA
Oxyura jamaicensis (ruddy duck) is the source of this 2293-nucleotide messenger RNA. It is a transcript of the gene QTRT2, whose product is annotated as queuine tRNA-ribosyltransferase accessory subunit 2. Gene Ontology annotation, molecular function: tRNA-guanosine(34) queuine transglycosylase activity. Lineage: Eukaryota; Metazoa; Chordata; Aves; Anseriformes; Anatidae. The coding region runs from base 107 to 1375 and encodes 422 amino acids. The transcript has 8 exons. The record is from RefSeq and is a predicted model, not a curated record.